Brenthis ino (lesser marbled fritillary) is the source of this 486-nucleotide messenger RNA. The record is from the annotation of a GenBank genome assembly. NCBI's taxonomy places the organism in Eukaryota, Metazoa, Arthropoda, Insecta, Lepidoptera, Nymphalidae.
AUGUGCCGCCGUCGGUCCGGCAACUUAUCGUCCUAUUCUCAAAACAGUCUCGAUAAGAAAGGUCGAGAUGUCAUACUAAUCCUGAAAAGUCCGACGUAUGUCGCGUGCGGAACGGUGCGAGGCAGGUGCGGCCGGCCGCCCGCUCUCGCCCGAUGUCCGAGACAGUCUGUCCUGUGUCCCUUAGCGAGGGCUCCGCGGCCUCGUGUCGGCGUGUCCAACUCUCGCCGUCUCUCUCGGCCGGCCGACGGCGCGUGCGAGUCCGUACAAGUAGCCAGGGGUUACUCGCGGUCGCCGUGUCCUCGGCUGUUAGAAAGAGACGCCGCGAUACCCUCUGAGAGCGAAAUGCGUGGGAGUGAACGGGAUAGCCAUAAAUCAAGAGUGCCGUGCGUCGGUGUGCGUGCGCGGGUGGGGCGAAGAUGCACGUACAAAAGAAAAGGGAUAAUAUUUGCUUGCAUAUUUCAUGACUCGAUUAGGAGAUGGAAUUUU